Molecule: messenger RNA, 495 nt
Organism: Vicia faba (fava bean)
Lineage: Eukaryota; Viridiplantae; Streptophyta; Magnoliopsida; Fabales; Fabaceae
Source: the annotation of a GenBank genome assembly
AUGGCGUCAAAGAAGAGUUUUCUCACAAAUCAAAGUUACAUUUUUUCAAAUAUCAACAAAAAAUCCUCAGAAGAAGAGAGUAUGUUUGAGUUUGAUGAAGCUGAGUUAUAUGACUCUUGCACCCCUCCAAAGAAAGGCGGUGGCAAUAGCAUUACCGGUUUGAAGAAACCAUCAAGGAAGAAUAUCGAUGGUAGAGUAAGCAAAAUAGGCCCGGCUUCAUUGCCAGUGAAUAUACCUAACUGGCCCAAGAUCUUGGAGGAAAAACAGAAGAAGAAGAAGAAGAAGAAUAGAAAAUGGGAGAGUUAUGGUGAUGGUGAUGAUGAUGAUGAUGAUGAAGAUGAAAGUGAUGAUGAGAGGGUACCUCCUCAUGAGUAUCUAGCUAGGACUAGAGGUGCUUCUUUGUCGGUGCAUGAAGGGUUUGGGAGGACCCUCAAAGGUAGGGAUUUGUGUAGUGUUAGGAAUGAAAUUUGGAAGAGAGUUGGUUUUGAAGAUUAA